AUGAUGGGAGCCCCUCCGGCGUCUACCGGAGCCCUCGGCACUCCGAGCGAGAGCGGUCGCUCUGUGCCUACUCCGUCGGCGUCUUCAUUCUCCUCCUCCUUCUCGUCUUCUUCCUUCGGUGCGGCUGGUCCAGCGCCCGAGACGGCCUCUUCGAACUCGUCCAGCUCGGCAACUGCGCAGCAGCCCGGCCCUGGAACCGCCCCACAGAGUGGAACUGUCCCCAGUUCGUCUCUCGCCACUGUCGCUUCCUCCUCGCACUCUGACAAGGAUCACGUUUGUCAGCUCCUUCUCGACCUCUGUGUGAUGGAGAAGCGCGAGGCAGCCCUCGCCGACCUCUCCAAACGCCGUGAACAGUACCCGGAUCUCGCCCCGCUCCUCUGGCAUAGCUUCGGAACCAUUGCAGCGAUCCUUCAGGAAAUCAUCGCCAUUUACCCCUGUCUCUCGCCUCCGACCUUGACGGCGGCAGCGUCGAACCGCGUGUGCAACUCUCUCGCGCUUCUUCAGUGCGUUGCCUCUCACCCAGAUACUCGGCAGGCGUUUUUGAACGCGCACAUUCCGCUCUUUCUGUAUCCGUUUUUGAACACCGUGUCGAAGACGCGGCCACUCGAGUACCUUCGCCUGACAUCCUUGGGCGUCAUUGGCGCGCUGGUCAAGAUUGACGACGCGGAAGUCAUCAAUUUUCUUCUGCAGACGGAAAUUAUUCCGCUUUGCCUGAGAAUCAUGGAGACAGGCUCGGAGCUCUCCAAGACGGUUGCGACAUUCAUCGUCCAGAAGAUCCUCCUGGACGACGUCGGGCUUUCGUACAUUUGCGCCACGGCAGAGCGUUUCUACGCGGUGAGCACGGUUCUCUGCAACAUGGUCUCCACUCUCGCGGAUUGCCCGCCAGCGCGACUGCUCAAGCACGUGAUUCGCUGCUACCUGCGUCUCACCGACAACAACCGCGCGCGAGAGGCCCUCAAGCAGUGCUUGCCAGAUGCGCUCAAAGACGCAACCUUUCAUGCGGCGCUGCAAGAAGAGCCACUGACAAAGAAGUGGUUAGUCCAGCUUCUCCAAGCAGUUGCUCCGAAUGAAGUCCACAAUGCAGGAGCUGUGCAGCCUUGA
Molecule: messenger RNA, 1101 nt
Organism: Neospora caninum
Lineage: Eukaryota; Apicomplexa; Conoidasida; Eucoccidiorida; Sarcocystidae
Exons: 5
Coding region: 1-1101 (366 amino acids)
Biological process (GO): mRNA catabolic process; negative regulation of translation
Cellular component (GO): CCR4-NOT complex; P-body; CCR4-NOT core complex
Source: RefSeq, a predicted model, not a curated record